AAGAUAUAUACAGAAUCCCAAAUACUUAUGAAGAAAGAAAGCCAUUGAUAAACAUACAUUAAGCUUCUCCUGGAUGUAAUUUCCUAAUUCUGUUUUAAGUUCUUCAAAGAAUAUACAAUAUAAACGAAGAUAGUUUAAGAUUUUGCAGCUGACGAUGGUAUUCUGCUCCGAGGACGUGACGACAGGGCUGAGAGAUGCUUUCACUUAUUGUUACAGAUGCAAAGGCAGAAAAGUUACCCUUUCAGAUCACCACGACGAUGAUGAUGACGACAAGCUUACAGGGGAUUUUGACUACGACCAUGAAAUUGUUGUUUUCCAGAUAAGAAGUCGGGCAAUGGAGAAACUGAGGCAGAAGCCAAGGAUAAGCAUGGAGAGACAAAUAACCUACCAAUCCAAAGAAGAAAGCGACAUCGAAAAAGAAGAAGGCAUCGAGUUUUGUUCUGUGGGAAGCAGUUUUUCGGAAUGUUGUCAUAGUGAUUUGAGUAUAGAAGGAUACAUGACUGCGAAAACCGAGUUUUCAAGGUGUUCGAGCUUGGAAGGUGUAGAGUUGGAGAAUCAAUGGAAGGUGUAUUAUGUGAAGGAACUUAGAAAAAAAUCGGUGAUUCAAGAGCUGUGUCAUUGCCAAGGAUGGCCGUUUGGUUUGGGAAGAAGAGCCGCGUUGCUUCCACCGCUUCCUAAGUCUCCUGCAGAGUCUUGGUCAUGGAGGAAACCCAACAGAGUUGCUCCAAUUCCUUUUACUUGAAUCACACACAAAUCAUUUAAAAACAAAAGAGAACGCUUUAUGUAAGGAAAACAGAACACAAAAGGCUUGUUAAAAUUGUUGGAGC
This is a messenger RNA of Eutrema salsugineum, 827 nucleotides long. RefSeq lists its product as uncharacterized. The record is from RefSeq and is a predicted model, not a curated record. Lineage: Eukaryota; Viridiplantae; Streptophyta; Magnoliopsida; Brassicales; Brassicaceae. Bases 155 to 742 code for a protein of 195 amino acids. The transcript is spliced from 3 exons.